CCCCUGUGAAUUAGUUUGUUGUGUACUAGAAAGCUUUUAAUUUCGGCAAAGUUUGACUGCCAUAUAUAUGUUUUUAAUAUUGAUUUGAAGAAGUUAUGUAUGAUUUUCGUACAGUAAUGUCUUAAAUGUUGUCAAAAUAACUUCAGAGUUUUUGUUGUUGGUUUUAAGAAAGGCUAUGAAUAGGCGAAGAAUUUCUUUAGAUGAUGUUGUUUGGGAUUGAGUUGGCUACCGAAACAACCCAACUCAAACCCACAAAAGAUGGAGCAUCAAUGUCGGAUCCUACUUUGCCGCUUAAUUUCUCCCUCUACACCAACGGUACAGCGAAUGCCAAACAAUCAAAAAAUGUUUCAAACCCAAAAAUUUCAAAAAAAAAAAAAGAGGAAACGAAAAGGAAAAUUCUUUUAAUGACAUAAUCCAGUACUUGCCAUUUAACAAAGAUUCCUUGAACCUUUGUUCUACGUGCGCAUCUCCACAUCAUCUCUUUGUCUUCUUAGGGUUGGGCUCUUUGCCUUUGUCAUGUCUCCCCAAUCUUAUGCCAAGCAACGGGAGAUUGUGAUUCAGUGGUUGAACACCGUUCUUCCUGAUCUCAGGUUGCCAACAGAAGCCUCAGAUGAAGAGUUGCGAGCUUGCUUGAUUGAUGGCACUGUCCUAUGUAGAAUCUUGAACAGGCUUAGUCCUAGUUCUCCAAACGAGGAAAGUUCUGAAAAUUCUUCAGUAUCGCAGUCAGAAAAUGUUAAAAGAUUUUUAGCCACUAUGGAUGAGUUAGGGAUACCCAGAUUUGAGGUGUCAGACCUAGAGAAGGGAUCUAUGAAGACUGUUGUCUACUGCCUUUUAUCACUAAAGUUACAUUUCAUAUCAUCUGGAGAGGAGUUAUCUACCUUAAGUACUAUUACUAAAGCUGAAAGCAUUGAUGAUGAUGGAUCGUCCCCUGGCUCUCUCCAACAAUUUUUUGGUGAAGAAAUGAGGAACGCUUUCCCAGGAUUAAAAUUGCAGUGUGCCAUGCACAAUCAAGUUAUUUCAGAACCAUCACCUGCAGUAUUGAAGCAUGUUGGACACAAGUUCCAUGAGGUGUUUCAGUUGAAACAAGCAUGUUAUGCUGAUCUCCCUGUGACAAAAAUUUUAGAGAUGAUGGAGUCAAACAGUUUAGAAAGUGCCCCAACUCAGGCACUUUUACAUGUUGUGUAUGGAAUUCUGGAUGAAACUGCUGAAACAAUGAACAGCGAAAUACCUCAUCAUGUGGCUUGUCUCUUGAGAAAAGCUGUGCAGGAGAUGGGACGGCGUCUAUCAACACAAGCAGAUCAUCUAAGAACUCAAAACAAUCUGUAUAGGGCUCGUGAGGAGAAGCACCGAUCGAAAAUUAAAGAACUUGAGGCCCUUGUAUCUGUGUCUCGUAAAGAGACUAAGCAUGUCACAGUCCAGCCUCAGCAGAUAAGGAGUCGAAGAAAAAAGAACAUUUCUUGGUUUUCAGCUUCAACACUCUUGAAAUGCUUCCGCCCUACCUCACAGACUGCAAACUCGAAAUUGGAAGAAGAACAGAAAGUUGAGAAGCAGGAGAUGAUUAAGUUGGUGAAAGAAAAUGAGAAAAACAUCCUUGAACUUUCAGCAAUGAGACAAGAACUAGAUAUUGUUGGAAUGGUGCACAAGUUUUGCUCCUUGGAAAUGGAAGCAGAGGCAAAGGCUGCUAUAGCAAUACUUCAACUGAAGAUAAAAGAGCUUGAGUGCCUCCUUGCUGAUUCAAACAAUAAGGUGAAAGAGCUUGAAGCAAGUUUCGAGUCAAAAUGCCAGAGUUGGACCAUGAAAGAGAAAAUCUACCAAAGGUUUAUUGAUUUUCAGUUUGAAGCAAUGCAGAAAUUGAGGUCAAGUUCCGAAGCCAUUAAGCAAGAAGUUUUGGAAACACAGAAGAGAUACUCCUUUGAAUUUAAUCACUUAGAAUCGAAGCUCAAAGCAGUAACAGAUGCGGCAGGGAACUAUCAUGAAGUUCUUAAAGAAAAUCAUAAGCUUUUUAGUGAGCUACAGGAUCUGAAAGGGAACAUUAGAGUUUAUUGCCGAAUAAGGCCUUUUCUACCUGGACAAACCGAAAAACUGUCGACUAUAGAAAAUAUCAGUGAAAAUGGACAGUUGGUUAUUGCGAAUCCCUCCAAGCCAGGAAAAGAUGGCCAACGGUCGUUUAAGUUUAAUAAGGUCUUUGGCCCAGAUGCUACUCAAGGAGAGGUGUUUGCAGAUAUCCAACCCUUUGUUAAAUCAGUAGUUGAUGGAUAUAAUGUCUGUAUAUUUGCUUAUGGUCAAACUGGUUCUGGGAAAACCUAUACAAUGACUGGUCCUACUGGGGCAACUGAAGAGGAAUGGGGUGUUAAUUAUCUAGCUUUGAACCAUCUCUUCAAAGUCUCUCAAGAUAGAAAAAGCAACAUGGUCUAUGAAGUAGAAGUUCAAAUGGUUGAAAUAUACAACGAACAAGUGCGCGAUUUAUUAUCCAGUGAUGGUUCUCCGAAGAGAGUUGGGAUUACAACUAUCUCUCAACCUAAUGGGUUAGCUGUACCUGAGGCUUGCAUGCACCCUGUUAUAUCAACCUCCGAUGUUUUAGAUUUAAUGGAUAUCGGAUUCAAGAAUCGAGCUGUUAGUGCUACUGCUCUUAAUGCAAGAAGCAGUCGCUCUCACAGCAUUGUCACUGUUCAUGUUCGUGGGAAGAAUGUAAAGACUGGAACUGUAUUGUAUGGUAAUCUUCAUUUGAUAGACCUAGCAGGCAGUGAAAGAGUAGAUAGAUCUGAGGUAACUGGUCAUAGGCUUAGGGAAGCACAACACAUAAACAAAUCAUUAUCUUCCCUAGGAGAUGUAAUUUUCGCUCUUGCAAAAAAGAGUCCUCAUGUGCCCUACAGAAAUAGCAAGCUCACUCAAGUACUUCAAAGCUCUCUUGGAGGCCAGGCAAAGACCAUCAUGCUUGUGCAGCUCAAUCCUGAUGCCACUUCCUUUUCUGAAAGUAUGAGUACUUUGAAGUUCGCUGAACGAGUUUCUGGAGUUGAGCUAGGUGCUGCACAAAGUAGCAAAGAGGAGAAGGAUGUUAGGGAGCUACUGGAGCAGAUGGCAUCUCUCAAGGACAAAAUAGCCGAAAAGGAUGAGGAGAUCAGGCGGUUGAAAUCACUAAGAGAUCUAAAACCACGGAUACCGCAGCAACAUCAACUGUGAGCAGCAAGGAACAGGCUGAUUGAGAAACUGAUGCCUCAUCUGUAAUACACACUUUUUCCUGAAGGCAUAAGUUUGGGCAACUGAAUAUUCUUUCUUCUCUUUUUCCUCAGGAAUCAUUGAUAAUUGUAUAGUUUGCUGUUCAAUUUCAUUCAGAAGAUCCCAAAAGUGAUCACAUUCUUUGUUCUAAUGAGAUUCCAAAAGUGAUCAUUUUUUAGACCAUAUUUCGCCUCCUUUCAUUUACAUCGAAACAAGCUAAACUGCAAAGUUUCAACCCAUUACUGUUUGAGUACUAGCAGUUUUCUUCUUAAACAUAAAAUAUCGCUGCAUUUACAUCUGAAGUUACAUUCUAGAAGUGACAACUAGCUUUACUGGGUUUGCAGAUAACAUAAACUUGAUAUGGGGAAACUUCGUUCCAGUGCUUUUCUUCAUUUAGGCUGCAAACAGAU
Messenger RNA from Gossypium raimondii (Peruvian cotton), 3626 nucleotides. RefSeq names its product kinesin-like protein KIN-14K. The record is from RefSeq and is a predicted model, not a curated record. Gene Ontology annotation, biological process: microtubule-based movement. The transcript is spliced from 20 exons. Gene Ontology annotation, molecular function: microtubule motor activity; ATP binding; microtubule binding. The coding region runs from base 517 to 3180 and encodes 887 amino acids. Lineage: Eukaryota; Viridiplantae; Streptophyta; Magnoliopsida; Malvales; Malvaceae.